CGGCUGCAAAUCCAACCUCAUUAACUCAGGAGUGCUCAGAGGGACCCGAAAAUGACUGCCCAAACCCCCCCUGAGCCCCCCAGGUGCUGCUGCUUCAACAUCAAGACAGCGACAGUGGCCCUGGGGAUCUUCCACAUGGUCAUGAGCAUCCUGCUGCUGAUCGAGUAUUCCCUGGAGGUGGCCAACGGGAAGGGCUUCUGCAAAGACCUGGACAAGGAUUACUACAGAAUUGCUGAUAUCGCCACCAGUUUCCUGCUGAUCCUCAUGUUGUUUGUCAUCAGCUUCCAUCUCCUGCUCGGGGUGCUCAAGAAGAGGGAGCGGUUCCUGAUCCCCUUCCUGGCUCUGCAAGUCAUCGAUUUCCUCCUGAGCCUCCUGACCAUGUUCAGCUCCUACAUCCAGGUGCCAGCGAUCAUCUCCGUGUCCUCCCUGGGCCACACGCAGGGCCACGCCAGGACUCCCCUGCUGGCGCUGCAGCUGCUGGAUUUCUGCCUGAGCAUCCUCACCCUGUGCAGCUCCUACAUGGAGGUGCCCACCUACCUCAGCCUCAAGCCUCUGGACAGUGGGGGCACUUUGCCAGCCCUGGAGAAGCUGCCAGCAGAGGAAUACGCCAAGGUGAUGAUCACUUUCACCAUCGCCUUCGUGGCUGUGCUCAUCCUCAAGGCCUACAUGUUCAAGUGUGUCCUGAGCUGCUUUAAGUUCAUCAAAGCCAGCAGGAGGGACGAGGAGAAAGUGGAGCCACACGCAGUGGAGAAGGCCGUGCUGCCGUCCUAUGAGGAAGCCCUGGAGCUGCCUUCCAAGGAUUGCCCCCCUCCCUACGUGACCAUCUGAGCCCAGCCUGGGGGAGAGCUGGCUCUGGGUGCUGCUGGUGCCUCUCCCCCCGCAGAGCCCCAGUCCCCACCCAGAGCAGCUCCCAGCUUUUUCCAGCCACAUCCGGCCAGGGAACUGCCGGAGCCUCGUCCCGCUCCGGCACCUCCAUUUCCUGACCCUGGCACCCCAACUUCCUGACCCUGGUACCUCCAUUUCCUGACUCUGGCACUUCAAUUUCCUGACCCUGGUACCUCAAUUUCCUGACCCUGGCACCCCAAUUUCUUGACUCUGGCACCCCAAUUUCCUGACCCUGGCACCUCCAUUUCCUGACCGUGGCACCCCAGUUUCCUGACUCUAGCACCCCAAUUUCCUGGCCCUGGCACCUCCAUUUCCUGAUUCUGGCACGUCCAUUUCCUGACCCUGGCAAUCCAACUUCCUGACCCUGGCAAUCCAAUUUCCUCACUCUGGCACCCCAAUUUCCUGACCCUGGCACCUCCAUUUCCUGACCCUGGCACCCCAAGUUCCUCACCCUGGCACCUCCAUUUCCUGACCCUGGCACCCCAAGUUCCUCACUCUGGCACCUCCAUUUCCUGACCCUGGCACGUCAAUUUCCUCACCCUGGCACCUCAAUUUCCUGACUCUGGCACUCCAGUUUCCUGACUCUGGCACCUCCAUUUCCUGACCCUGGCACCCCAAUUUCCUGACCCUGGCACCUCCAUUUCCUGACUCUGGUACCUCCAUUUCCUGACCCUGGCAAUCCAAUUUCCUGACCCUGGCACCUCCAUUUCCUGACUCUGGCACCUCCAUUUCCUCACCCUGGCAACCCAAUUUCUUGACUCUGGCACCCCAAGUUCCUGACUCUGGCACCUCAAUUUCCUCAUCCUGGUACCCCCGUUUCCUGACCCUGGCACCUCCAUUUCCUGACCGUGGCACCCCAGUUUCCUGACUCUGGCACCUCCAUUUCCUGACCCUGGCAAUCCAAUUUCCUGACUCUAGUACCCCAGUUUCCUGACCCGGGCACCUCAAUUUCCUGAUUCUGGCACGUCCAUUUCCUGACCCUGGCACCCCAGUUUCGUGGCCCUGGCACCCCAAGUUCCUGACCCUGGCUCUGGUUGCCAUCCCUGGAAUCUGGGAUUUGGCUGCUGUGGGUGCAGGGCUGGCCUGAGCCCUGCCAGCUUUGCUCCGUGCCACGAGGGUGGUGGUUCUCCUCUGGCUCAGCACUCUGACCUGUAGGGAUUAAGGGAUUGCCCUGGUUUAGGGCAAUUCUGCGAGGAAAACUUGUAAAGGGCUUUCUUCUAGAAAAGCAAAUUCAAGUGGUUCCUCCCCUAACUGGUUUGAGAAAAGCAUUUCCUUGGAGAAAAGUGGAAAAAAAAUGUGUAUUUAAUAGGCAAAGCAUUCACCAGCACAAAAAAUGAACAGUGUUAAACAAUAAAACCUCUCGCUGUUCUGAAGAGAUGGCAAACUCAGAAAGUCCCUCCGUGGGCUGUAGGUCAGCCCACUCAGUCUCUUAUCAGUCCCUUAUCAGUCUCUUAUCAGCCCCUCUGGUGAAAAUGGAAAUGUUCCAUGGGACAUGGAAACCCCAUCUCAAACUAUGACAGGGACGAACAGGGAAGGAAUUUUCUCAGGGAUAACCCAGCCCUGCAGCUCGGCCAGCAGAAUUCCCACAGCAAAGGGAGCAGGCAAAAAUCCCUGGGAACUGCAGCCCUCACCCUGUCUGCUUGUGGUGAUUGACAGCCCCCCAGAAUAUCCAGCUCUGCCUUUUCAUACCUGAGUGGGUGCACUUUUCUGUGCUGUUAUGUCACUUGGAAGACAAGUUUCAAUUAAAAUAAAAAUGUUAAUGGCUUCCAAACUGUGAGCCUGGUUUCUGAGGGUGUCUGAUUGCUGAGUGAAGGAAGAAAUAAUUUGAUUUCUGAAAGAAAUUAGCGAGCAGAAAAUGGUGCUU
This is a messenger RNA of Vidua macroura (Pin-tailed whydah), 2749 nucleotides long. RefSeq names its product lysosomal protein transmembrane 5 (gene LAPTM5). The transcript has 8 exons. Bases 52 to 828 code for a protein of 258 amino acids. Gene Ontology annotation, cellular component: lysosomal membrane. NCBI's taxonomy places the organism in Eukaryota, Metazoa, Chordata, Aves, Passeriformes, Viduidae. The record is from RefSeq and is a predicted model, not a curated record.